AUGCUUAAUAUUGACCCAAGAUUCAGGUUAGUACACAUUCAUCCCGAAUACCAUCCAUCACGGACCUACAAUGACAUUGCAAUUGUGGAAUUACAACAAGCCGUGUCCUAUACUGAAUUUGUAUAUCCCAUAUGUCUACAUGCAAAUAUUACGGAUCCCAUAGGCUUGGCCUAUGUUACCGGAUGGGGACUUACAAAUAGUUUAACCAAAACCAGAUCCUCCGUUCUGUUAAGUACCAAAUUGGAUAUUGUACCGUUGCAGAAGUGUCGAGAGGCAUUCGUUGGUUAUGAUUUGCGUGGCAUACGAGAGGGUAUACAAGAAACGCAAAUUUGUGCUCACGACAGUCAAUUGAUGAAGGAUUCGUGUAAGGGAGAUUCAGGUGGACCACUAUUUUUGGCAUUGGAUUUAACAAUCAAAUAUUACAGUUUGAUUGGCAUUGUAUCGGCUGGUGAAGAUUGUGGCAGCAGUACUCCCGGAAUUUACACCAGGGUGGCUUCAUAUAUGGAUUAUAUCGAAAGUAUUGUGUGGCCAAAUGGUUUCAAGUAA
Molecule: messenger RNA, 546 nt
Organism: Musca vetustissima
Lineage: Eukaryota; Metazoa; Arthropoda; Insecta; Diptera; Muscidae
Product: serine protease persephone-like
Exons: 4
Coding region: 1-546 (181 amino acids)
Biological process (GO): proteolysis
Molecular function (GO): serine-type endopeptidase activity
Source: RefSeq, a predicted model, not a curated record